GGAAGCCGGAGGAGCCCGGGAGGAAGCGGAGGAGCGAGCGGGAGGCGGCGGCGGCUCCCGUCGGCCUCCGGCAGGACUGAGCGCGAGGAGGCCGGCUAGCGGGCGCGCGCGGCGGAGAGGCGGAGGGGAGGCCGGGAUCUGUAUUAGUCUGGGUUUUCCAGAGAAACAGAACUAGUAGGAGAUGGACGGACAGAGGGACAGAUGGACGGAUGGACUGUAAGGUAUUGGCUCAUGUGGUUGUGGAGGCUGAGAAAUCCCAGGAUCUGUUGUCGGCAAGCAGGGGACCCAGAAGUGCCAAUCGGAGAGAACCAGGAGAGCUGAUGCUGAGCUUAUUUAAUGAAAAGUGCCAGAGACGGAAAAACCAGACAUGAGGGUAGCAGGUGCUGCAAAGUUGGUGGUAGCCGUGGCAGUAUUUUUACUGACAUUUUAUGUUAUUUCUCAAGUAUUUGAAAUAAAAAUGGAUGCAAGUUUAGGAAAUCUAUUUGCAAGGUCAGCGUUGGACAUAGCUGCACGUUCUACAAAACCUCCCAGAUAUAAAUGUGGGAUCUCAAAACCUUGCCCUGAGAAGCAUUUUGCCUUUAAAAUGGCCAGUGGAGCAGCCAAUGUGGUGGGACCCAAAAUCUGUCUGGAAGACAAUGUUUUAAUGAGUGGUGUCAAGAAUAAUGUUGGAAGAGGAAUCAAUGUUGCCUUGGUAAAUGGAAAAACAGGAGAAGUAUUAGAUACCAAAUAUUUUGACAUGUGGGGAGGAGAUGUGGCCCCAUUUAUUGAAUUUCUGAAGUCCAUACAAGAUGGAACAAUAGUCUUAAUGGGAACAUAUGAUGAUGGAGCAACCAAACUCAAUGAUGAGGCGCGACGGCUCAUUGCUGAAUUGGGGAGUACAUCUAUUACUACUCUUGGUUUUAGAGACAACUGGGUCUUCUGUGGUGGUAAAGGCAUUAAGACCAAAAGCCCUUUUGAACAGUACAUAAAGAACAAUAAGGACACAAACAAAUAUGAAGGAUGGCCCGAAGUCGUGGAAAUGGAAGGAUGCAUCCCCCAGAAGCAAGACUAAUGUGGAGAAAAUGGAAGGAAGAAUGCUUGCACUGUUACUGGGAGAGCUAGCAUAGAGGAACUAUGUGUAAAUAUUUUAAGAGCGUGCAGCCAUCUUGGUGUGUGCAUGAGCAUUAUCUCUUUUGAUAUAAGGAUUAUUUAUUGCUAACGUAAAUAGAUAGCUUUGUAAAUAGUCAGCAUAAUGAGCAAAUAACUGAACCAUUUCUAAGCACAUUUCCCCAAUAGUACAGUGUUUGGAAUGCUAUGGUAAUAACAUCUUUUAAUUCUAAAAGCAUACCCAAUGGAUAACUGAACAGAUUGUGAAAAAUAUAUUGAUAUAUAUACUGGUUGCUGUGAAAAUCUAUCACGGAAUAAUAGGGAUUUUAGGGAGGAGACGUUUUUUUCUUUUAUAUAUAUUGCCUUUUGAUGAUAGUAUCUUUCAAAUUAAAAAGAUAUUUGGCUAGU
Diceros bicornis minor is the source of this 1494-nucleotide messenger RNA. It is a transcript of the gene FAM3C, whose product is annotated as FAM3 metabolism regulating signaling molecule C. Lineage: Eukaryota; Metazoa; Chordata; Mammalia; Perissodactyla; Rhinocerotidae. The record is from RefSeq and is a predicted model, not a curated record. Bases 368 to 1051 code for a protein of 227 amino acids. The transcript has 11 exons.